Heterobasidion irregulare TC 32-1 is the source of this 2241-nucleotide messenger RNA. RefSeq lists its product as uncharacterized. Gene Ontology annotation, molecular function: protein binding. The annotation marks the transcript as partial. The transcript is spliced from 7 exons. The record is from RefSeq and is a predicted model, not a curated record. Lineage: Eukaryota; Fungi; Basidiomycota; Agaricomycetes; Russulales; Bondarzewiaceae.
AUGCCUGAAGGCCGGCUUUUGCGAGACACAUUAUCCGAUGAUAUGAAGGAACGUGUCCAAGCGUUCGAGGCGCGCUGCGCGGAUUUGAUGAAGAAGUUUGAUCGUCGGGUGAUCAUCCACACAGAGAAGACUGUUCAAAAGCUUCAAGACGGAAAAAUUAUUAAGCGCUAUGGAAAAAUCUUCGAAUGGCUGAAGGCGCCUGAUCCGACACACAACUACGACAAUGCUCGGGAAAGGCACCAAGAAGGGACUGGCUCUUGGUUCCUGACCGGGCAGGAUUUUUUGGAAUGGAAAGAGCGACCAGGAUCGUUGCUGUGGGUGCAUGGAAUCCCUGGCUGCGGGAAGACAAUUCUAUGCUCGUCUGCGAUCAAAGACAUCACCGUGCGCUGCAAAGGAGAUAGCUCAGCCGCGAUAGGAUACUUCUUCUUUGACUCCAGAGAUGCUCAAGAGGGACUCCAACAGCACGAAGGUUUCAUCCGCUCCCUUAUCAAACAGUUCGCUCUUCAAUGCUCUGUCAUCCCCGACGCCUUGGUGCAACUAUAUGGAGAAGGAUACUCGUGGCCAUCCCUAAAAUAUCUUCAGGACACUCUUCGAAAUAUCCUGGCACAAUUCACGCAUGCCUACGUGAUCGCAGACUCUCUCGACGAAUGCUCUGACAAUUCAGCUAUUCCCGAUCAGUCAUCGGAGAGGACAAGGGUUCUGAAUUGGAUGAAGGAUCUUACAUGUUGGCAAGAGUUUACGCGAAAUGUGCACGUUCUCAUCACAAGUCGAAAGGAGUUGAGUAUCGAGCGUGCCCUUCAAUCGCUAAAGGCCGUCGAGGUGUGCAUGGAGGGCGAUCCCGUCCGAAGAGACAUUCAAGAAUACAUCGAUAAUAAGUUGUUAACAGACGGCCAGCUGAGAUUUUGGAAGGGCAAGGCAAAGGAAAUCCGAGCGAAAGUGAUGGAGAUGUCAGAUGGAAUGUUUCGAUUGGCUGUUCUACAACUAGACGAGAUACGUUCGUGCCGCACUGCUCGCGACUUGCAGGAGCGACUGGAGAAUCUGCCCCACAGUCUGCACGAGACCUAUGACCGCAUACUCUCGAAGCUCAGUGAAAGAGAUCUUCAAAUGGCCUUGACAUUCUUGCGAUGGCUAUCCUUUUCCGCUCGUCCCCUGAAGUUGGAUGAACUGGCUGAGGUGACAGGUGUCGAUUUCGAGUCGAAGCCAUUCCCUCGAUUCUACCCUGACCUGCGAUAUAAUCCUGAUAUCAUCUUGAUUGUUUGCUCAAGUCUUAUUGUCACAUCGUCUGACGGAGAGGCCAAGCUCGCGCAUUUCUCCGUCAAGCAAUACCUUGAUUCCUCAUCUCUUGCCCAAGGCAUCGGCUUCGACAUCAGCGAGAAGGCAUCCCAUUCGCUGAUCGCUCAAACAUGCAUCGCAUACCUUUUGCAGUUUGACUCUACCGAAGUUCUAAGUAAGGAGAUACUGAAAGAUUUCCCGUUCGCGUUAUAUGCGGCACAGUACUGGCCUAUUCAUGCUAGAUCUGGACCAAGCGACAACGCAGACGCUCUGCAAACUCUUAUUGACGUUCUUUUUUUAGCGGAUUCUGACGGAGCCUUUAUCGCUUGGGUUCGACUCUAUGACCUCGACGGACAACCGGGCUUUGACAUGGAGAGGACGCCGAAAGGGUCUCGAUUCUAUUACGCUGCGCUUGCCGGCUUGCCAGAAAUCUUGCUGGCUCUGUUAGAGAGGGGAGCAGAUAUAAACGCUCGGGGAGGAGCAUAUGGCAACGCGGUGGGGGCAGCGUCGGCAAUGGGCCACAAGAGGGUGGUGCGGUUGUUGCUAGAGAAGGGCGCAGACAAGGACGGGCACAACGGCACUGCGCUUUAUAUGGCAGCAUCAAGAGGAUACGAAGAUAUAGUGCGAUUGCUGCUAGAGAAGAGCGCCGAUGUUCCUGCGAAGGAAGAAGAGGUCGGCAAUGCACUACGUAUAGCAGCAUUGUAUGGCCACGAAACGAUCGUGCGACUGCUUCUGGAGAAGGCUGCAGGUGCGGACAGGCAAGAAUAUAUCGACCGCGCUCUGGAGGCUGCGGUUUCGAGACAUCAUGAAGACAUCGAACGACUUUUGCGGGAGCAUGGCGCGGAGAGAAACAUACAUGGAAGACCGUACGGUGGCGCACGGCAAGUAGUGUCAUCCUCUAGCUCCGGAUGGACCACAGAAUUGCCGGCGAGAGGUGCUGAUGUGGACAUGCAAGGAGAAAUGUACGGC